Messenger RNA from Capsella rubella, 886 nucleotides. Its product is annotated as putative cullin-like protein 2. The record is from RefSeq and is a predicted model, not a curated record. Gene Ontology annotation, cellular component: cullin-RING ubiquitin ligase complex. The coding region runs from base 94 to 879 and encodes 261 amino acids. The transcript is spliced from 8 exons. Gene Ontology annotation, biological process: protein ubiquitination; ubiquitin-dependent protein catabolic process. Lineage: Eukaryota; Viridiplantae; Streptophyta; Magnoliopsida; Brassicales; Brassicaceae. Gene Ontology annotation, molecular function: ubiquitin protein ligase binding.
CUUCUAGGCCUUUUUCACCUUCACCGGCAAAGUUUCUCGUUUCGCAUAAUCUGAUUCAUACUAUUCGGAAUCUUUAGGUAUUGAGGAAGGACGAUGGCACUAGACACAGAAUUUACAUUUGAGGAAGGAUGGUCCUUCACGCAGAAAGGUGUUACAAAGCUGAUAAGAAUUCUAGAAGGAGAGUCUGAACCACAAUUUAAAGCUCAGCAACUUCUUGAUCUUUAUACAAAUGGCUACGUUAUAUGCACCAAGAAACCGGCCGAUUACUCGCAACAGCUUUAUGAUAAGUAUCGGGAAGUGAUUGAAGAUUAUAUUAUACAAACGGUAUUGCCAUCCUUAAAAGAGAAGCAUGGUGAAGAUAUGCUAAGAGAGCUUGUUAGGAGGUGGAAGAACCAUAAAAUUAUGCUCGACAUGUUCACAGUGUGGUUCUUCCCUUAUCUUGAAAGAUACUUUAUUCCUCGGAAAGGCCUUCCAUCACUGAGUGAAGUUGGCUUGACAUGUUUCCGCGACCUGGUUUAUCGGGAGAUGCAGUCAACGGCCACAGCAGUUGUACUAGCACUUAUUCAUAAAGAACGUGAAGGUGAAGAGAUUGAUAGGGAAGUAGUGGAAGACGUAUUAGAAGUCUAUGUGGAGAAUGGGAUGGGAACUAUGGAGAGAUAUGAAGAGGAUUUUGAAAGAGUCAUGCUUCAAGAGACUGUAUCUUACUAUUCUUCCAAGGCAUCAAUGUGGAUGAAGGAGUAUUCUAGUUCUGAUUAUUUGCUAAAGUGUGAUGAGUGUCUAAAAAGGGAGCAGGAGAGAGUCAUUCACUACCUUUAUUUGAGCACUGAGCCCAAACUAGUUGAGGCAUUGCAAGAGGCCUUGAAGAUCUUUUACGUCUAACAAAAAA